Ciona intestinalis (vase tunicate) is the source of this 3055-nucleotide messenger RNA. The record is from RefSeq and is a predicted model, not a curated record. Lineage: Eukaryota; Metazoa; Chordata; Ascidiacea; Phlebobranchia; Cionidae.
UUGGUGUGUGAAGGAUUCAGAGACGUGGUGACUUACGUGCUCCCAAAUCUUCUUCUUGUUCCAAUAUAUCAUUGUUUCUAUUACUUUGAGCAAAUACAGGCACUUGAGCACAGCACCAAUGACAGUGAUGAUAAAGAAGCCUUCAGUCAAGUAGUUAGUGCAAUCACUCCAAUCAAACUUAUUCUUGAAAACCGAGCUGCCAUGUUACCUAAGAAUAGACCAAGUGAAGCAAGUCUUCGUAUAUCAUGGAGAGGGGGUUUACAAAUGGAGAAGAUGAAAGAUAUUGAGGAAAGUAUAGAAGGAUGGUGGGGAAAAACCAUUACACAGACAUGUAAUGAGUUUAUUUACGAGGGUGACUUAACGAGGGUAAUGGGUAAACGAUCUUCGGAGCGUCGGGUCUUCCUUUUCGAUUCACUUCUUCUUUGUUGUAAAUCCAACCAAGCGCGACGACCAAUGCCGGCUGUGUCUCCGCAUGAAUAUCGACUCAAAGAGAGAAUUUUACUUCGCAAGAGCACGGUCACCGAUGAUGAAAGUUCAGAUUGUCAGUUCUCGGUCGACGACGGGGAGACAAAGCACAUCUUCUGUGCUCAUUCAAGCGAAGAGAAACGAGCAUGGAUGGCUCAUCUCGUCCGACUUCAAUAUCGAUCCACGUAUGAUCGGAUGUUGGAUCAAUUGAUGAGGGAAGAGGCAUCUCAACUUCCUGUUCGUUAUCCAUCUAAAGAAGAGUAUCGGUACAUGGAGCCAGACAGUCCAGAUAACUUAGUAUUAGAAGGUGAAGGACAAAUCCCUCAAAUAAAAGGUGGAACGGUCCUUAAACUGGUGGAGAGACUUACCUAUCAUCUCUACUAUGUUCCCGGAUUUACAAAGACAUUUCUGACAACUUUUCGUUCAUUUUGUAAACCCCGGUUGCUGCUUGAGCUUCUAGUAGAAAGAUACAACAUACCUGAACCCCCACCAACUGAAGCACAGUUAGCAGCGAUCGAACGAGGAGAAAUUGUUUCUCGAGAUGAUUUAAAAAGAUUCAGGAAAGAAUAUGCGCAACCUAUUCAACUUAGAGUGAUGAAUGUGAUCCGUCAAUGGUUGGAACAUCACUGGUACGACUUCGAAUCAGAUUGGGAGCUCUUGGGGUCCGUGCGGCAGUUUGUGUCUUCUGUGAGAGGGAAGAACAUGCAGAAGUGGGCGAGGACAAUGGAGAAGAUCAUCGCGAAGAAGAUCGCCUCUGAAGAGGACAUCCCAAUGCCAUCGUUCCGUAAUGAUCCUCCACCUGUUGAAUGGCACAUCACUCACGAUGCAGAGAAAUAUUCAAUCAUGUCAUUACAUCCUAUUGAGGUGGCGAGGCAACUAACUUUGUUGGAGUUUGAUCUUUACAGAAAAGUUCAAUCAUCUGAGUUGGUUGGGACCGUAUGGACCAAAGUUGGUAAAGAGACAUCGUCACCAAACUUACUGAGGAUGAUACAUUGGUGUACAACUAUUACUAGAUGGGUGUCAAGGUCUAUAGUGGAGACAAAGAAUUUUGAGGAGCGAACAUCAGUAAUGAGCAGAGCCAUAGAAAUAAUGCAAGUUUUAAAACAACUUAAUAAUUUUAACGGACUUCUUGAGUUUGUUGCUGCUUUUAAUUCAUCUCCUAUACAUCGACUUAAUCAUACAAAACAACAUUUACCGGAUCGCUUGGUAAAGGGUUUGAAGGAAUGCAUGGAUCUGUGUGAUCCUAGGCUUACUAAGUGUUUGGAGAAGCUUAGAUCGUGUGAUCCACCAUGCGUGCCUUUUGUGGGAACAUUCCUAACAAACAUAUUGAAGACAGAGGAAGGCAAUCCACAUCUUCUACCUAAUUAUCCCGAACACCUCGAGUUGAUUAACUUUGGAAAAAGACGCAUGGUAGCUGCAAUAAUGCAAGAUAUUCAACAAUAUCAGAAUCAACCUUACAACUUGUUGCCUGUUAACGAUAUACGGGAUUAUCUCAUAAAUCUUAAUCCACUUGAGGGACAAACUGAGAAACAAUUUAACGAUUAUAUAUUUGCUUGUUCGUUAGAAGUUGAACCACGACAAGCAGAGCGACCUGCAAGACUUCCGAGGUCAAUGUCCGACAAAGAGAUGAAAUCUCCCGGCAUUGUUCCGAGCAAGAAGAGUGGAAAGACUUUAUUCCGGGAUGAGUCAAAGAUGUCUCUUUUUGAACGAAGAAAUUCCACCAAUGAGGAUGAAGCAUCUACUUCAACUGUAGAAAACCACCCAAUAUCUGUGGUUCCCGAAGAACCCCCAUCUCCAGUACCUGAUGAACCCCGCCCCCCACCUAGACCACCCCGGCAACCUAUUCACGAUUUGGUAUCUGCACCCCCAAUAAUGGCUCAGAGCACAGGGGUGUUUACAUUUGAUCACCCACCAUUGGUUAGGGGAACUUCUGAAGCUCCCCGGCCCUUACAUAACCCCCCUAAGGACACCCCUCCCCCUAUACCUCCCAGAGAUGUGGUUUACCCCCCCAUGCAAACAUUUGUGCAAACUGAACAUGAAUUCUUUCACAACGAAUCAAUGUUUCAAUACCACCAACCACUAUCAGCCUACCCUGAUGUUCGGUAUAAUCCACAAGAUCAACCAAACGAAGUUGAACAAUUCUCCCAACCAGAGCCGAGAUUUGUUCAAGAACACGGGUUUAUCUUCCCUGAAAACAAUUUCACCCCCAGCGAACGGGGAUUUCCCCCCGAACCCCCGCAAAUCCCAGAUUCUGCCCCCAACCAAGCUCCACCUGUUCCCCCCCGCGACCCCCUGUAAUCCCCCCGCGUGACUCACCUCCUAUCCUUAACUCGUACGAUACAUACCCUGGAAUGCGAUAUGUUCCUGACCCCACCCGCUUUGUAACAGGGAUGCCCCAGUAUCCCAAUGUGCCCCAAAAUGACGCGCCGCCCCCAAUUCCACGACGCCAACCAAGUGCUCCAGCCCUGUAACGCGCUUUGCUUGUUUUGAUGCGGUACACGCUCCCUACUAUUGUUGUUGUGUGAUGUGUGUCACAUUAUUACCGUUGAUAAAUCAAUUAUUAAUUUUAUUAACAAGUUAUCUGGUUGAA